UUUAAAUAUAUAAAUGGUAAUAAAACUUGUGCUUAUAAUGUCUAAAAAUAAAUCAAUUAAAAUAGAUGCCGCUGUGCAAACGGUGAUACGAGUCCAUCCAAAUACGUUAGAUAUAAAUGGAUUUCCGUAUAUUUCGUCUGAGAAAAAGUUGCAGACAGUUUUAUCAGAAAAACCGGAUGAUAAUAAACAUUUUUAUUCGUUACUUAAGUUUACUCCUUAUUCGGAUAUCGUAGAAAAUAGUAUGAAGAUCAUAGAUAUACCAAGGAAGAAGAAAUUGCAGUUUCAUUAUCUCCCUAGCGCGAAAAUAGACGAAAACAUACGCGAUUUAGUACUAGCCGACGACGACGGUGUGAGUUACAUUUGCGCCGAAAUUUUAAAACGUCGUAAAACCGGAAAUAAGAUCCAUUAUCACGAUCAGGAAACUCAAACGGACGUUCUAGUACAUCCGCACAUUUUAGAAGAUACAGACGUCUCCACAGUAUCAGAAACCAAAGGAACACAAACAAGUAAUAGUAAAUGAGUUGUUUCAUUAGAUAAUUUGUAAAUGUUCAUCGGUAGGUGAUAAAAGUUAUCAGUUGUACAAAACAAUAAACUUUUCAAACUUCAAA
Messenger RNA from Diorhabda carinulata, 608 nucleotides. RefSeq lists its product as uncharacterized. The record is from RefSeq and is a predicted model, not a curated record. NCBI's taxonomy places the organism in Eukaryota, Metazoa, Arthropoda, Insecta, Coleoptera, Chrysomelidae. The coding region runs from base 14 to 520 and encodes 168 amino acids. The transcript is spliced from 2 exons.